GAGCCGAGAACCAGGCAGAGGAGCCGCUUCUUCUCCUCUUUUGUCCUCUCAUGGAGCCAAAAAAACCCGCGUUAAACCAGGACACCGUUAAUUCCAUGUAAGUGAACGACUUUAUAAGCAAAAUUAGAGACACUGCGAGACGAGAAAUGUAGAUUUCUUUUGUUAAUUAAAAUAAACGAAUAAACAUCACGCUGCGCUCCUUUUUACGCAAACGGCAAAUAAAACCUUUCCAGACAGAUCCAACAGGUUCUGAUGUCUGGUUGGAUUUUUACGCAGCGCGCUCGGAUCAGAUGAAGGAUUAAGGAAAAGGCCACCGGCUUCCAAACAUCUCUUUGUUGUCUCCCACCUCCACUUUGAAACGGGGACCACGGCUUGGCAGGACCUGAGAGGCGUCAUGUGACUCUGCAUCUGUUCUCAGUUGUGGAUAAGAUAACCACGCAACCAGAGAGAGAGAGAGCGGCAGAGAGAGGCAGCGCCGAGGAGGAGCUUAUAAGAUCCACUGCGCGCACCGUCGGCACCAAAACUUACCGUCUACCCAUCCAUCCAUCCUCACCUCUCUCUUACGCGCGCGCACACACGGACUCUCUGCGUUGGUUUUAAUCAGAUUUCCCCCCUCCUCCUCCGUCGGAAGGUGCACAGGUGCAUCCCCCACGGCGCCCCGCUCGCUCUGCGCUGAGUUGAUUAUGGUCACAACCCCCGCGGUGUCAAGGUGGAGCCACCGCGCGUAUCUCGGAUCGGUGCGCUUCUCCAGGGGCUGGGAUGCGCACCGGGCACCUCUCGCUUCCUGCCGAGUUUCGGGUCUGAGCCGGAGUCCAGCGCGGCCCCGGGGCGCCGCGGCAGGAGGACCCAGUCGACCCGGAGCAGGAUGCCGGUGAUGAGAGGGCUGCUGGCCCCGCAGAACACCUUCCUGGACACCAUCGCCACCCGCUUCGAUGGCACCCACAGCAACUUUGUUCUGGGAAACGCCCAGGUCCAGUCGCUCUACCCCAUCGUCUACUGCUCCGACGGGUUCUGCGAGCUCACCGGUUAUGCUCGCGCCGAGCUCAUGCAGAAGAGCUGUGCGUGUCACUUCCUGUACGGCCCAGAGACGAGCGACCGGUCGACGGCUCAGAUCCAAGGAGCUCUGGACGACCGGAGGGAGUUCAAGACCGAGCUGGUCUUCUACAAGAAGGAAGGUACACAGUUCUGGUGUCUCCUGGACAUCGUGCCCAUUAAGAAUGAGAAAGGUGAGGUGGUUCUGUUCCUCGUGUCCCACAAAGACAUCACGGAUAAGAAAAAGGACCAGGAUCCUGAACAAGGACCUGACACUGAUGAGGAGACGGGUUUGGAGGUGCACCAGGUAACUCGCCCGCCGGGCUUCAACGCCAACCGGCGCCGCAGCCGAGCCGUCCUCUACCACCUGUCAGGACACCUGCAGAAACAAGACAAGAGCAAACUCAAGAUCAACAACAACAUGUUUGGGGAGAAGCCUCCGAUCCCAGAGUACAAAGUGGCAGCCAUCCAGAAGUCUCGCUUCAUCCUGCUGCACUACGGCACCUUCAAGGCCGGCUGGGACUGGCUGAUCCUGCUGGCGACCUUCUACGUGGCCGUCACCGUCCCCUACAACGUCUGCUUCACGGUGGGCGGCGGGCGGGACGAAGGCAGCAGCAGCGCCCCCCGGAGCCCGCCCAGCGUCAGCGACAUCCUGGUGGAGAUCCUCUUCAUUUUAGACAUCUUGCUGAACUUUCGAACUACAUUCGUGAGCACGUCGGGCCAGGUGGUGUAUGACGCCCGCUCCAUCUGCGUCCACUACGUCACCACAUGGCUCUUUGUGGAUCUCAUCGCUGCCCUGCCCUUCGACCUGCUGUACGCUUUCAACGUCAGCGUGUACUUUGGGGUCCACCUGCUGAAGACGGUUCGGCUGCUCCGGUUGCUGCGGCUGCUGCAGAAGUUGGAGCGUUACUCCCAGUACAGCGCUGUGGUCCUCACCCUGCUCAUGUCCAUGUUCGCCCUGCUGGCCCACUGGAUGGCCUGCGUCUGGUACUUCAUCGGUCGCAGGGAGAUCGAAAGCCCCGGAUCCUGGGAUAUCGGUUGGCUCCAUGAACUGGCCAAGCGUCUGGGGACUCCCUACUUUCUGUCUCCGCUGUCAUCGUUGGUUCCCUCGUCGGUCAGCAGCCUCCCGACCAGCAGCAGCGGCCAGUGGAACAGCUCCGAGGCCGCAGGACAAAGCUGGAACUCCAGCCAGAUCUACGGGAACGUGUCCGGUGGAGGCGGAGGAGGAAACCUGGGUGGCGGUCCAUCGAUGCGCAGCAGCUACGUCACCUCGCUGUACUUCGCUCUGAGCAGUUUGACCAGUGUCGGGUUUGGAAAUGUGUCUGCCAACACGGACUCAGAGAAGAUCUUCUCCAUCUGCACCAUGCUGAUCGGAGCGCUGAUGCAUGCCGUGGUGUUUGGUAACGUCACCGCCAUCAUCCAGAGGAUGUACUCUCGCCGCUCGCUGUAUCACACCAGAACCAAGGACCUGAAGGACUUCAUCAGGGUCCACCGGCUGCCUAAGGCCCUGGAGCAACGCAUGCUGGAGUGUUUCCAGACGACCUGGUCAGUCAACAACGGCAUCGACGUCAGUGAGCUCCUGAAGGACUUCCCUGACGAGCUGAGGGCUGACAUCGCCAUGCACCUGAACAAGGAGCUGCUGCAGCUGCCUCUGUUCGAGUCGGCCAGCCGAGGCUGCCUGCGCUCCCUCAGCCUCAUCAUCAAGACCUCCUUCUGCGCUCCGGGAGAGUUCCUCAUUCGACAGGGAGACGCCCUGCAGGCCAUCUACUUCGUCUGCUCCGGCUCCAUGGAGGUCCUGAAAGACAACACUGUGCUGGCUAUUCUGGGUAAGGGAGACCUGAUCGGCUCCGACUCUCUGACCAAGGAGCAGGUGAUCAAGACCAACGCCAACGUCAAGGCUCUGACCUACUGCGACCUGCAGUACAUCAGCCUGAAGGGGCUCCGCGAAGUGCUGCGACUUUACCCCGAAUACGCCCAGAAGUUCAUCAGUGAGAUCCAACACGACCUCACAUACAACCUGCGAGAAGGACAUGGAGCCGACGUGGACUGGGAAAGCAACGGCGGCCUCGUGAAGAAGCUUCCGUCCAUCCGUGAGGACGAGGAAGGCGAUGAAGAGACCAACUCAGUGUCUCGGGCCCCUCGGUCGCCGCUGCAUCUUAGCCGAGGCCUCAACUCGCCGCUGCGUUCCCCCCUGCUGCCUCCGAGGCCUUUCAGGGCCCCAUCCGACUGCCGGCCCUCUACCCUGCAGAUCCCAGUGGUCAGCUUCAGCAGCGCACCACCUGAACUCAGCCCCAGAUUUGUGGACGGCAUUGAAACCGAGAGCAACUCCACGUUGUCGCAGAAGUUUGAGUUCAGCCCCAGUCUGUCGCCUGCAGGUCCACCUUCCCCAUAUCCAGGGAUCCGAGAACACUCAGAGAUCAAGCAGAGUGUGUCCAAACUGACUGAGGAGAUGAACAGUCUCUCUAAACAAGUCUCCACACUCAGUCAGGAGCUGCAGGAAAUGACACGCCUGCUGAAGCCCCUCCUCCAACCAGCACCGCAGCCUGUCCUGAUGACCAUGAUGCCAAACCUGACCCCGCCCCCCAGCAGCGCCAGCCAGCUGUCAUCCACCUGCCUGGUGCCGCCACCCGUCGCCACACCUUGUUCCCUGCAGAGACCCGACACUCGUUCCCUGUUGGACAGUGGAGACAUCGAGGGUGUGGACUUGCCAGGAUGCCUUCUCCCGACUCCUCAUUCACCACAAAGGCCUAAUUCAUCUCCUCCAGCAGUGGCGCAGCCCCCGCCCAACCCCCCAGAGGGCAGCAUCACGAGGCCCAGCCUUUCCUCACCAGAGGAAGGACUUCCAGAGGGGUCCCUGGUCCCCCGAAGCCUGCACGCUUCCUCCAGUAACGGGAUAUUUGUUCCGUCGCUGCAGGACCAGCCUCCCCUGGCGUCCCACACCCCGUCGCCUUCCCUCUCCUUCUCCUUGUCCCUCGCCUCCUCACCAUCCCUCUCCCCCUGCCAGGGUCCUCACCUGUCCAGACAUGGCAGCUGUGCCGGCAGAGGCCUCCUCCCUCCGCCUCCCUCCCAGGACGCCCCUCGUCCCCCGUCCUCCCAUUUCUCAGCUCCCCCGUCCCUCACAUCCUCCCCCGGAGCUCAUCGGCGGCGGCCUUCCCCAUCCGUCCCCGCCGUGUCCACCUCCACCUCCACCCCCGCCCACCCGUCCACCGUCUCCCUGCCGCUGUCUCUGGACUUUGCGAGAAGAGAUACCCAGACUUGGUGCAACUCUCAGCAGCACCACAGGGGGGAGGCAAGGGAUGGCGCUCGCCCCAGGAGCUGGAGAUGCAAGAGUGGGGGAGGCAGGUGGAGGAAGGGAGGUCCUCCACGGAGCACAUCAGCUUCAUAGACGAAGAGGAGCCGGCGUUAUGAGAGACAGAGUAGCAGGAAGAGGUCGGGUCAGAGCAGGGAAGCAGACAGCUGGUUCAUCUCACACAGGCAGGUAAACACACCUGGGAGCCUGAGACACGACGCCAGCUGUCCGCAAAUCAGCCCCAACCAGUGCUUUUCUACACCGACCAACCGCAGCAGCACAAAUUGUCUUACAGUAUCAACAGUUCAGUAGCACGAGGUCACACAGGACCAGAGCACAUCUUUUUAUCCGGCUUGAAUUUAGCUCCCUGCAGCUACGUGGACACACAAUGUUGCUUUUUGAUCCCAGUAUGGAUGUGUCCUCCUCUUCAAAGGGCAGGUAGAGGCUCCUAAAUGCAGACAAGAUGGUGAACCUGUGGAGGUGACAUGAAAAAAAGUGGAAGUUGGUCUUGUUUUUGUUGUGUUUUUGCACAAAAAUUCUCAUCAUGCAUUCUUCACUUGGUGCAGGGAUCACUAAGAUAUAGACUGAAGUCUAAGUAGCUUUUAUGAAUUUUUUGCUCCUGUUGCAUUUUUGUUUCACUGUGGGCUCAUUUUCCACUGAAAUAUAAAGUCCUACACCUCUGUGGAAACAGAACAACCAUGAAUAGAAGGAAAGAGAACUCAGAAGUGACUUCUGCACAGUUUGGCCCAUUUAGAAUGUCUUUUUUUUUAAAGAAAACUGAAGUUACUGAAGCUAAAAGCAGUAAAUGACUGAACAACAAAAAGGCGUACCGUUUCUUUGAUUAUUUAUUUUUAAAAAUUAGAAGCAAAACAAAAAAAAAACUAUUACUCUGCAACAUUUUUUCCAUUUUUAUACAUGCUGAUUCCAGGUUUUUCAACUUUUGCAAAAAAAUAUAAUCAAAGCAAUUCACCCUUCAUUCUUUCUUAUUCAUGUUUUAUGGCAUGCUAACUAUUUCAUACCAGGUGCAGGACUUUAUACUGCAGUAAAAAAAAAAGAAAAAAAGAAAAAAAAGGAGCACACGGUGAGGAAAAAAUGUGACAGGACCAAAAAACAUUCAGAAACUGCUUGGAGUUCAGAGGGUUAAGAAAUUUUUCAUAUAUAAAUUUUAUUUAAAUUUUACACAAAACACUUAAACACACAUUUUAACAUUUUUAGAAUCCAUACUACCUAUAAGUGCAAUUUAAAAUAUUGAUUCAAUAAAUAUUGGGUUUAUUGGCUUUUAAGUUAUAUUUAAAAUGAAAAAAAAAUUGUAUGCAUUUUUAAAAGUCUGUGUGCUGCUUGACAUGUAUCAAAAACAGCAUGAAGAAGACCAACUUCAGCUUCUGAGAUCAUUUCUUUUAGUCUUGAUUGUACUCUUGUACAAGCACAGCCAUUGAUUCUGUGGAUGCUAUUAUUGUUUUCUUUCUGGUCCAUCGGAGUCUGCUUGGACAACUUUGCUUCCUACAUGUGCAUUAGGUAUUCCAUGCGUGCACACUACUGCAGAGCAUGCAUGCUGUUGGGUUUGUAGAGAACAAAUUUUGGGCUGCAUUCAGACAUCUGCGUAGACUUUAGGAGGUGAUGAAAUUAUCAGACCCUCGCGUAUCAUGGACACAGAAAGUAUACCACUGGUCAAUUCAUGAUUUCCGCAUCUCAGUGCAAACCGAACUGUAGCAUCGUGUCAGUGAUUAGUCCUGAGGUGUGCUGAGCUAGCGACAGGCUAGUGGACCCAGCACCGGAUUUCUGGAGAAUUUAAAACACCGUACUCUGUUUGCGUUCUGUCAGUGGAAAGCAUGUAGGUACGAGGGGUUGAUCAAGAAGUUGCAAGACCAUUCAUGCGUGUGCAACAUGUGCAAGCAAUAACUGUCAUGAGUCAUGAUGACAUCACACUGUCUACAUCGGGACCUGUGUUAGGCAAGUUCUUGUGACCACUGGUUUGUAAUUUCAUCAUGGAGCUCAAACUUUCAUGGAGAGCAUCACGUUCUGUGUCAGGCACCUUCACAUAGAGGCUCUUCACCAGUGACCAGAGGAGGGUCUGCAGCUACCACCAAGAGAAGAAAGAGCAGAUUUCACAGCUGCAGGCAGGAGCACCAGGAAGAUACUUCCUGUUUUCUUCAACAUUUACAUGGUUGUACACCAGGGAUGGACUGUCAAAGCAGAUUUACUGAAAUGUAAUGAGGUAUCAGAGGGAGAACAUUUGAACAACCUGACCUGUGGUGUGAUGGAAUGCGGUUGCUCCAAUGUGCUGUGCACCCGAACACAAUUCGAUAAUUAUGCAUCCAUUUUUUGGCCACAACAACAAAAUCGUAGCUCUCCACUCACCAGAUCUGCCUCACUGUAACUUCUUCCUAUUCCCCAAAUUCUCAAAAUCAAGUUGAAGGGUCAGUUAACAGUCAUCAGUGCUCACUGCAGAUAGUGCUUUUACAUGUCUGCAUAUCAGGACAUCCAGCAGGCACAACAAGGGUUGCAGGAGCCCUGGGAGCUCUGCACAAGGAGAAUAUUUCAAAGUGGAUGGCAGCAAAGUUUAACUCAGGUUUUAAAAUUUUUUGGGGCACAGUCUUGGAACUUUUUGAUCAACUCUCGUAUAAACGAAAACACCUUCUGUGUCCGGCAGCGACUACUUCAGUUAUGACUUCUUAAUGAUGAAUUAUUACGGUCUGGAUGAUUGUUACGGUCUGCUCAUUCAACCUCUUUUCAUAAAAAUAUUUGUAUUUAAGCACCACAUUUGUUUCUUAACACAUUUUCAGUCAGUGUGCACGAAUUGUGAGUUGCACAUGGAAAUUCUCAAAGAGGUCUACGUGGAUUCUGGUGAACUUGCAUCAUAUAUAGUCUUGUAAAAAAAACAGAAAGCAUGAAUUAGUCUAUAGAGAAUUGGUCCACCAUCUUGUCUGCAGCUAGGUCCCCUUAUUACAAACACACAUAUCUCAGCGAGAAACACGUCUUUACCCAAACCAGAUACUCUAAGCCACCACACUGGGACUGGGAAUGUAAGUCUUCAUUCAGUCUUAGUCACAUAAGGUCACCUCACCCGAAAAGCCAGUUUGCUUCAUCAUUGGGAACCACAUGCAGCUGACAUCGAACCAUCUCCUCCUCCGAGUCAUAAACACCUCAUUGCUCAUGUUUGCAGAAAAAUAUGUUUAAAUAAGUUUUAACUUCAGACAAAAAUGUCCACAUUUUCUUUCCCUGUAUCAGAAGUACACGAUGAAGUCAGCAGAAGGAGCAGCGAUGGCUCCAUUUGAAGGUGGACCUAAAAGUUCAGUUGGGUUGUAUGCCAAAGAGAAUAAGAACGAAAGUGUGGAGAAAAGCUAAUAUCAUACAAAGCACCCUUCUGUCACCGUUUAUCACCAUCAUGACUGUUUACAACCAGCCUAUCAGAUUGUAUAUCAAACUCCCGCACCAUUGCUGAGCUUUAGCCAUCCAGCCAUUCGUGCCUUCUCCAUACAAAGACAUCCCUAAAGUCCCUUCACCUGUUUAUAACUGCAGGUAAGCAUUUGGAUCAAAAUUUACGUAGAAAGCCAUCCAUGUCACCUAUGGAGAACACUUGCACCUUUUAACGAAAGUGUAACUAAUUUAUUUAUUUAUCGAGGCUGUGUAUUUAUUUAUUUUUUCUUGGAGAAAGCGGUGAGGAAAUAUGUUGCACGUCUGGGAGAUGCAAGAGAAACAAGCUGGGGAGGAAGGUUUACUUUAUUAACUGGAUGCACUCUGACCUGAGAAACUGAAACCCUUUCUUAGACAUUUGAUACGUAGCAUUGCUGCUUCAUCAGUGUGUUAAAGUGAUGGCAUUCUGUUAUUUAGACACCAGUCAGUUUUAAUAUACCUCAGACAAACUCACUACAGUGACUCAGUACAAUAUUUGUCAUACAGAUUAUACAGAACAUCAAGUGAUCUAUAAUACAUAAUAGUAAUUUCUCCUGUCUGAGGUAAAGAAAAGUUCCCAGCUGCUGUUAGAUCCUUAUCCAUCCUGUCUCCAUGUUGGGGAUCAUUUAUACUUAACACCGAUCGGGCAUAACAUUAUGCUCACCUACCUAACACUGUGUUGGUCCCCCUUUUGUCGUCAGUGCUCUUAACCAUUGAGCUUGGAAAAGAGGACCUCUCGGGAUGUCCUAUGGGGUCUGGCAGCAGGACGUUGGCAGUGGAUCCUUUGGAUACUCUGGGUUGUGCAGUGGGGCCUCUGUGAGUCAAACUUGUUCCACUACAUCUUGUUGAUGCUUGAUCAGAAUGGGGUCCAGGUGUUUCAAGAUGUUUCUGAUUGUUUGAUGUGUUUGCGAUGUGGUGGGGUGCAUUUUGCUAUGGGGGUAGACCGGUGACAUUUGGGAUUGCAUGAAGGAGUCUAUUUGUUCUGGGACAAUGUUUAUUUGAGUGUCUAAGUCUCAUCAACAUGGACGCCAAAAUCAAAGGUUUUCCAGCAGAACACCACAAAGUACCAAUAUGAUCAAUGUUAUUCACUUCACCUGUCAGUGGUCAUAAUGUUGUGGCUCAUCGGUGUAUAAGUAAUAAUUAAAGUUACUGUUGUUGUUCAACUUUCAUAAAUGCUGCAGCUACCAUAGAUCCUGCUGAUGGCUGGUGCUGCAGGUACUGAAUAAACCUAGAGGAAAUAGUCCUAAAUAGCUGGACAAACUGAACUUCAGCUCCUGUUAGUCUCCUGGAUUACACUCAUUAUUGGUGAAUCUCAUUAAUCUGACCUGUUACAGUUUUAUGAACAUUUCACUAUGUUUGUGCAAUUAUUAAGCAAAGUGGAUGAGAAAGGUCUUUAGUUAAUUUUAAACUGCAUCGCAUAUCGUGACAUUUCACUUUCAGCACGACACAAUUCUAAACUUUAUACAGUUUCAUAAAUGGAUAGACAUGCAUAGACUACAAGGUGUGGAAAACAAUUUAGAGGAGGGAUUUUUCCACCAUAUUUGAUCCAAAAACAUCACAGAGAACACAACACCUUUUCCAUAAUGUUGCUCUACAGUUUCACAUCUAUUACUAAACUAAAAUGUCGAUGAAAAUGACUCUUUUUUGCAAUGAAGACAGACUCUGUAAUAGGUCAGAUUAAUGACAUUCUCCAGUAAUUAAAGUAUUUAACUAAGUGGAGCUGAUGUUUGCUCAUAGCAGCAAGAUCCAUAUAAGUGUCACCUGUAGUGCUCAUAUGAAUAUGGGGGUGGACAGAAUUUUCAGUGUUUAGGUAAUCAGAAAUAAACCAAGCACUUAGAUGUCUGAAGACGUCGAUAAGCUGCUAGUACUUUGGGUUCAGUCUUUUUUUUCUUGGUGCGUUUUCAUGUAUUACACAUCGUUAUCAUUGUGUAUGACAAAUAUGAAACCAUGACGCUUUCCAUCACUGUUUGUGUCUGAAUGCAGCUGUGAGGAACAUUAAAAGUGACACAUUUUUCUGAUUGACAGAAUGAUAUUUCUUUAACAGACUGAAGAAGCAGCGAUGCCACGUAUCUUGUGUCCAAUAGGCGUUUUACCGAAACCUUCACAAUUCCUAUGUAGCACACAAACACACUCGUUUCAUCAUCUCCACCCCCUUUGCCAACGACUGAGCUUUAUGCUGGUACGAGACAACACAGCCGUAGACUAAAACUACAACAUCCAGGCUGCAUUGCUAUGGAGGUCUCAGGACUUCUGUACAUGUUUUUUUGUUGUUUGUUUUUGUUUUUUUGUUGUUGUUUUUUUUGCUUUGUGCACCACUUGUUCCCUGUAAUAUAGACAGUCAGAUUUCUGGUUUCUAUUUUCUGUAUCGGGAGCAGGGGAGGUGACUUCCUGGACUCUUUACACACUGAAGAUCCGCUGAGCAGAACUCCGAUCAACGUCUGGAGUUCUGAUCCUGGGGGGUUUUACUCUAAUGUGGGGUGGGUUAGGGUGGGGGAUUUUAAAUCAAAUGCAUGUCACAGCUUUUGUUUCUUUUUUUUUGCAUGAGAAAUGUGCCUGCUUUUGAGCUGUCCAGGGCAGAGGGCUAAUGCGAGCAGAAAACUGCCUGCCCUGAUGGAGGCUGUUGGGUUUCAGAUGUAUUUUAUUAAAGACUGCUGUUACAUAAAAACUUAAACCAGGAUUACAAACUGUACAACAAUAAAGAAGUGUUGUUUUCUAA
Acanthochromis polyacanthus (spiny chromis) is the source of this 10430-nucleotide messenger RNA. It is a transcript of the gene kcnh3, whose product is annotated as potassium voltage-gated channel, subfamily H (eag-related), member 3. The record is from RefSeq and is a predicted model, not a curated record. The transcript has 15 exons. Lineage: Eukaryota; Metazoa; Chordata; Actinopteri; Pomacentridae. Gene Ontology annotation, biological process: potassium ion transmembrane transport; regulation of membrane potential. Gene Ontology annotation, molecular function: voltage-gated potassium channel activity. Bases 866 to 4417 code for a protein of 1183 amino acids. Gene Ontology annotation, cellular component: membrane.